This is a messenger RNA of Maylandia zebra (zebra mbuna), 1318 nucleotides long. Lineage: Eukaryota; Metazoa; Chordata; Actinopteri; Cichliformes; Cichlidae. The record is from RefSeq and is a predicted model, not a curated record.
UCCUGUUCAUCCACUUUUCUGUUAGCCACGCCCCCACAGGUAAACCAGCAAAUCACUGCCUCCGUUCUCACAAACGUCUGAUCUGUGGCCGGUCGGACUUCAUUCCACAGAUGUGCUUUAACAAAGUGUGAAGCUGAACUCUGAGCUGUGACAGUGAAGCAGUGUGAGAGUGUCAGUAGAUGAUCAGCAGAGGAAAGUGAAGCUGCUGUGAGCUGAUGUCCUGAAGGGCUUUUAAAGAGUCUCUGAGUUUGACAGGAACAUGAAGAUGUUUGUGGUGUUUGUGAUCCUCCUGCACGUUUCCCAGUAUACCACAUUGGCUGUUGUGGUAGAAGUUUAUGAGGGAGAAAGAUCUGUCCUCCUGCCCUGCCUGUACUCAGGUUUCAUACCUGAGGACUCCACAGUUAUCUGGACUCUCAAUGAUCUUGUUCCCAAACCUGUCCACCUACGAGGAAAAGGAGGAGAUGAUCUUAAUGGGCAGAUCCAGCAGUACAAAGGGCGCACAUCAAUGAAUCCCUAUGCUCUCAUCACAAAAGAUUUCACCCUUACUCUGAGAAGGCCAACAAAGACUGACUCCGGCAACUACACCUGCUCCAUCAGUGCAGGAGAAAGUGAACGGAGACUGAGAAGCAUCCAACUGCAUAUCAAAGACCAGCAGGUGGACAUGAAGGUGGAGGUAGGCUCACAGUCUGUCAUCCUGCCCUGCAAAACAAAACCUAACAUACCCGAGGCCACCAGAGUGGAGUGGACUCGCUCUGACCUCGGACUCAUGGUGGUCCAUGAGUAUUCAAAUCAAAGUGGCCAACUUAUGACUCAGGAUGAAGUUUACAGAGACCGAACGAAGAUGAAUGAAGACCUGCUGAGAACUGGGGACCUCAGUCUGACCCUGAAACAGCCCACAGAGAGAGACACAGGACGAUACAUCUGCACCAUCUACAGGGACAAAGACAUCCUCAGAUGGAAAGUAGUGCUGCAGGUCAAAGGUUACAAGGUGGUGGUGGUUUCAGGGGAGGAGUCUGUCCGGCUGCCAUGCAAAGCUAUAGUCAGAUUCCUUAAAGACAUUAAAGUGGAGUGGACAAACAGAGACAACAGGAAGAUCCACAUAUAUGAGAACGGCUCUGAUCAGCCUGGAGAACAGGACGAGGUUUAUAAAGACCGAACAGAGAUGAAGACAAACUUGCUGAAAACUGGAGACCUCAGUCUGACUCUUGAAUAUCCCACAGAUGAAGACACAAACACCUACACCUGCCGCGUCUACAGUAUGAAGGGAGACAUCUUGUUAACAAAAACUGUGAAACUCGGUGUCAGAGUUCCUCAGUGA